AUGUCUAAAUCAUCAUCAUCAAAAACUGGUUCAAAAGAUGUUCUUAAAUCUGAUUUUCUACAACAACAGCGACAAUUAGAAUUACAACAUCAACAUCAACAAUUACAACAAGAACAAGAAUUAAAUCAAAAACAACAACAACGUCAUCACAACCACCAAAAUCAAUCACAACCUAUCGUACCUACUCAAACACAAAACCAAUUAGUUCAAGAACAACUGCCAUUAAUUCAAGAACCUUUCUUACCACACCCACUGAAACCUCGAUCUAGAAUUCAACCAAUUGAUGAAUCACAAUUAAAUAAUAAAAUUACAGAUUUAUCAAAAUCUCAAAGAAUGGAAUUAGCUUAUGAAUUUUAUUUAAAAAUUCAAUCAUUACCAACUAAUGAAAAAUGGUCAAAUCGUAAAAUUGCAAAAUAUCAUGGAAUAAGUGAAGGUGGAUUAAGAGCACGUUUAAAAAGAGGUACAAUGGGUGAUAAUAACACUAAUGAAAUUGAUAAUGAUAGAAAUAUUGCUUCUUUAUCUUUACAAAAACCAAUAAAAUUGAAUUUAGCAGAUGAAAAAAUUUUAAUUGAACAAAUUAAUGAUAUGAUUUCCAAUAAUUUAGAAGUUAACGAUACAAUUAUUUUACUUAUGGCAAAUAGAAUUCAUGAAACUUCAACUAAUAAUGAUUUAAAUGGUAAUGAAAACAUUGAUGAAACUUUUGAAAAAAAUAUAUCAAAUUCAACUUAUAUCAAUGGAUCAUGGGUAAAAUCAUUCAAAAGAAGAAAUAAAGAAUUAUUUAAAACAAAAGAAAACAAUCAAAUACCACCAUCCAACCAAUCAAUCACAACUUCAACUUCAAAUACAAACACAACACCGAAAAAAGAAGAAGAAGAAGAUAAUGAAGAACAAGAAGAACAAGACGAAGAAGAAGGUACAAAUUACGAUCCCUCAUUACCAGAACCAAAACCACUCACCACUCAAGAAAUCAACCAACUUUCCAAAACUCAGCGAAUGGAAAAAGCAUUUGAAUUCAAUCAACUCCAAAAAAAAACCUUACCACCAAAACAAAGAUGGUCCAAUAGAAAAAUUGCUAAAAUUUAUGGAGUUAGUGAAAGUGGUUUCAGAGGUAGAUUAAAAAGAGGUAAUGAACAAAUAAAUGGUCAUAUAAAAAGAAGAAAAAUAAGUAUUGAAGAAGAACAAUUAAUAAAAAAAAAAUUAAAUGAAGAUUUACAAAAUGGUGAAAAUAUAACUUCUUCAAUUAUAAUAAAUUUAGCUAAUAAUAUUAUUAAAGAUAAUGAUUCUUCUAAUUUUGUAACUAAAUCUUGGGUUAAAACUUUUAAAAAAAGAAAUCCUGAUUUAGUUUAUAAUUCUAAUGUUGUUGUUGAUGAAAAUAUUAAUCCUGAUAUUGCUAAUAAUAUUAGUAGUAGUAAUAAUAAUGAUAAUAGUUAA
Molecule: messenger RNA, 1431 nt
Organism: Lodderomyces jiufengensis
Lineage: Eukaryota; Fungi; Ascomycota; Pichiomycetes; Serinales; Debaryomycetaceae
Product: DNA-binding domain-containing protein
Exons: 1
Coding region: 1-1431 (476 amino acids)
Source: RefSeq, a predicted model, not a curated record